This is a messenger RNA of Spinacia oleracea (spinach), 2131 nucleotides long. RefSeq names its product glucose-6-phosphate isomerase 1, chloroplastic. The record is from RefSeq and is a predicted model, not a curated record. Gene Ontology annotation, biological process: gluconeogenesis; glycolytic process; glucose 6-phosphate metabolic process. The coding region runs from base 115 to 1971 and encodes 618 amino acids. NCBI's taxonomy places the organism in Eukaryota, Viridiplantae, Streptophyta, Magnoliopsida, Caryophyllales, Amaranthaceae. Gene Ontology annotation, cellular component: cytosol. The transcript has 14 exons. Gene Ontology annotation, molecular function: glucose-6-phosphate isomerase activity; carbohydrate derivative binding; monosaccharide binding.
UAUCAACCUACUCACCAACCAACCCAAUGGCCUAAAAAGCCUCACUUUCUCUUUCCUCCUUCCCUCGUUUACAUCACUCUAUAUUCCUUCAACAGUCAACAACAAUUCUCAACAAUGGCUUCUUCCCUCUCAAAUCUCUACUCAUCAACAUCCCUAAAACCCAAGAUUUCUCACCUACCCACAAUCACCAAAAACCCGAUUUCAGGCCCGAAAUCUCUCUCCUUCAAACCCAUCUCCUCAGUGGCCCGAGACACACCCGCUGAUCUCUCAACUUCAUCUUCCUCCUCAACCAACAAUCUCCCUUCUCUACAGAAGAAGAAGGCAGAUGGUUCUUUGGAGAAGGACCCACGGGCUUUGUGGGCCCGAUAUGUGGAGUGGUUGUACCAGCACAAGGAUUUGGGGCUGUAUUUGGAUGUGAGUAGAAUCGGGUUUAGUGAUGAGUUUGUUAAGGAAAUGGAGCCCCGUUUUGAGAAAGCUUUUAAGCAUAUGGAGGGGAUCGAAAAGGGCGCCAUUGCUAACCCUGAUGAAGGAAGAAUGGUGGGCCAUUAUUGGUUGAGGAACUCUAGUCUUGCUCCCACUACGUUUUUGAAGAAUCAGAUUGAUGUUACUCUUGAUCGUGUUUGGCAGUUUGCAAAUGAUGUUAUUUCUGGAAAGAUCAAGGCCCCAACUGGAGAACGAUUUACCCACAUACUUUCUGUUGGAAUUGGAGGUUCAGCGCUCGGGCCUCAGUUUGUUGCAGAGGCGUUGGCUCCUGACAAUCCUCCCCUCAAGAUAAGAUUUAUUGAUAAUACAGACCCAGCUGGAAUCGAUCAUCAAAUUGCACAACUUGGUCCUGAGCUAGCUACAACACUUGUAAUGGUUAUUUCAAAGAGUGGCGGUACACCAGAAACAAGAAAUGGUUUAUUGGAAGUACAAAAGGCCUUCCGUGAUGCUGGAUUAGUAUUCGCAAAACAGGGUGUUGCUAUAACACAAGAAAACUCAUUGUUAGAUAAUACUGCACGAAUUGAAGGCUGGAUAGAUAGAUUUCCCAUGUUCGAUUGGGUGGGUGGUAGAACUUCUGAAAUGUCUGCUGUUGGUCUACUUCCAGCUGCCCUUCAGGGAAUUGACAUAAAAGAGAUGCUCGCUGGUGCAGCUUUAAUGGAUGAGGCAACUAAGAUUCCCGUGCUGAGAAGUAAUCCUGCGGCAUUGCUAGCAAUGUCCUGGUACUGGGCUUCAGAUGGUGUCGGUUCCAAGGAUAUGGUUGUCCUUCCUUACAAGGACAGUCUAUUACUCUUUAGCCGCUACCUGCAACAGCUGGUCAUGGAAUCACUUGGGAAAGAGUUUGACCUCGAUGGUAACAAGGUGAACCAGGGGCUUACUGUCUAUGGAAAUAAAGGAAGCACAGACCAGCAUGCCUACAUUCAACAACUGAGGGAUGGUGUUCAUAACUUCUUUGCCACAUUUAUCGAAGUAUUGCGUGAUAGACCUCCAGGUCAUGACUGGGAGCUAGAACCAGGUGUGACAUGUGGUGACUAUCUCUUUGGAAUGUUACAGGGGACAAGAUCAGCUCUAUAUGCAAAUAACCGUGAAUCUAUUUCCGUCACCGUGCAAGAAGUAACACCUAGGUCAGUCGGCGCAAUGGUAGCCCUAUAUGAACGAGCUGUUGGGCUAUACGCCUCACUUGUCAACAUAAAUGCGUAUCAUCAACCAGGUGUGGAGGCAGGUAAAAAAGCUGCAGCAGAGGUAUUAGCUCUUCAGAAACGAGUUCUGGCUGUGCUCAACGAGGCCAGCUGCAAGGAUCCCGUUGAGCCAUUGACGAUUGAAGAAGUGGCUGACCAUUGUCAUUGCCCCGAUGAUAUCGAAAUGAUUUACAAAAUAAUCGCUCACAUGGCAGCCAACGACAGAGUGAUUCUAGCAGAGGGCGACUGUGGUUCUCCUCGGAGCAUCAAGGCCUUCCUUGGAGAAUGUAACGUCGAUGAACUAUAUGCCUAGUUAUAUUUAUUUAUUUAUAUUAAAAGAGAAGCAAAUAAAGAGCAUAAAAGGGAGAAAAAGAACACAUUUUUCGAAUGUUGGACUGUGUUUUGUUAGUGAUAAUGUAUCUGGCAAUUCUUGUUGGAUACUGGUAUUCUUUCUAAUAACUUCUUUCACUCAA